AUGAAGUUUAACGUUAUCAUCGGCCUGGCUGCCGCUCUCUCGCUGGCUCCUAACGCCGCCGCCUGGAAUCUGCCUCGCUUUGGCGGUGAUUCCCACGCUACUCCCACUGCUAUGCCGUCCGGCGUUGAGCCCACUGGUUUUGCGAGCGGCUUUCCGAAGGCAUCUGGACAUCCCCACGGCCACGGCGGUCACCAGGGUGGCCGUCCUGGCCCUCGCCCCUCCGGCGUUGUCCCCAGCGGCAUACCUUCCGGAGGUGCCAACUCCAGUGGAUUUGGCGAUGGCUUCGGCAAUGUCCCCACCGGUGUUCCUUCUGGUUUCCCUCCGUCAGGCACUGGUGCCAGCCAAGCCCAGGGUGGCAACUUCGGUGGCAACUCUGUCCCCAGUGGCAUGCCUUCUGGCUCCCCUAGCGGCAGCUUUGGCGAGGGCGCUACCCCGUCCGGUGCUGCUUCCUCCGGUGCCACCCCGUCUGGCGCUCCUUCUGGCUUCUCUAAAUCUGGCAGUGUUGUUGCCCGCGCUGAGGGUGGCUCCGUCGGUGCUAUGCCUAGCGGUGUUUCUAGUGGAGAGGGUUCCAUGCCCAGUGGCGUGUCCGGUGGUUCAGGUGCUAUGCCUAGCGGUAUCUCUGGCGGUUCCGGUGCUAAGCCUAGCGGCGUUUCUGGUGGCUCUGGCACUAUGCCCAGUGGUGUCUCUGACGGCCCUGGUGCUCAGUCUAGCGGCGUUUCUGAUGGUUCCGGUGCUAAGCCCAGCGGUGUUUCUGGCGGUUUUAGCCAGGGUGGUGAGUCCCAGCAGGGUGGUGAAUAUCAGUAUGGUGGUCAAUCUCAGCGGGGUGGCCAGCAGUUCAAGCGCUUCCAUGCUCGCCAGAUCCGGCCUGGACAAGCCUAA
This is a messenger RNA of Penicillium atrosanguineum, 879 nucleotides long. RefSeq names its product Prenylcysteine oxidase. Lineage: Eukaryota; Fungi; Ascomycota; Eurotiomycetes; Eurotiales; Aspergillaceae. Bases 1 to 879 code for a protein of 292 amino acids. The record is from RefSeq and is a predicted model, not a curated record. The transcript has 2 exons.